This is a messenger RNA of Microbotryum saponariae, 1560 nucleotides long. The record is from the annotation of a GenBank genome assembly. Lineage: Eukaryota; Fungi; Basidiomycota; Microbotryomycetes; Microbotryales; Microbotryaceae.
AUGCCAUUGCAGGCCAUUGCAGGCCCCCACUUACCGCUCUCGAGGCCCGCCUUGGAUCGCAGUGAGCGCAUGAGCUCGUUGCAGGGCUGGUUCGAGACCGAUGACCGCGACACCAGGCUAGCCCUGCAAGUGCUUAACAGUUACGGCAUCACACGAGGUCGGUCUGCUCCCUGGUCAACGGGUCACGUGGUCAUAGCGGGCGGGCCCGACGUCCAGAUGUUGACAUUCCCUGAGGCCCCUGCCUAGAUGUCGAACUCGCAUUCGUAAACAUCACGCACCUCGCACCUCAUCCCGAUCUGACACCUCGGAUCUUGCAACAACUGCAUCAGCGUGCGAUAUCGCGGCUCGCAGCCGAACCGAUCGCUGGCUUGAGUCUGGUCGAGCAAUUCCUAGAUGACGCCCCGGAACAUGCAGAGUUGCCCGGACCAUCGUCAAGAACAAUCAGCUCGACCAUUCCAGACCUUGACGAGCUGUUGCAAGGAGGUUGGAAGCGAAGCGAGCUGAUCGAGAUCGCCGGCCCUCGAGCUUCUGGCCGUCACUUGCUCCUCUUGCACGCGAUGCUGCACGAUCUGGCCGUGAACCCUACCCAUCGAGCCCUCUACGUUCAUUCGGGAACCCUCGACGUCCAACGCUGCCUGCGAGUGCUCAUGUCCAUCAUCGAAGGGCUUCGAUCUCGUGGCGCCUCGUUCACUCGAGAAGAAGACGGCGCCCAAGUCGACACCCAAGAAUUCGCAGUGGAUAUUCUUAGGCGCUUGUCCGUGGCUCAACCGACCCUGUCACCCCAACAGGCACUUGAGCACGUGGAGACUGAACUAGGUCGAACGGAUAUUGAUGAGUCACUUGCUCUAUCAUGUAUAGUCAUCGAUCCGAUCGAUGCCCUGCUAGGAGGAAAGAUUCUCUCCGAUAAGUCUGCAAAGGGUAAGUCGGCGCGUGACACUACGGAUCAUGGUAGCUCUCAUGUUACCCCUUUCUGUGCCUUACUUGCAUUGCUUUAUCCCCAACUUUGUCACCAGGGUACGCCAUGAUGGCGACUUUCAUGGGCAGAUUGAAAGAGAUCGCUUCUUCGGCAAAAGAUCGGCCCGUCGUCUUUGUACGUCCGAAAAGAUGAAAUAACUCAUUCCUCAAACGUUCCCCUGCUAAUUAACCAAUAACCCACCUCUCAGUUUAUCAACUCGGGCAGUGCACCUUCAUCAUACACCAACAGCGCCAGCGGAGUAUCCCGUGUUUCCAUCUUCCCCACCAUCCCUCCUCCCCCAUCAGCGCCACCUCCACCAGCCCUCCGACCCUCUUUAGGCACGACCUUCACCUACCUCACGGACAUGACGCUCUGGUUUACCCGCGCGGAUCAUAUCUGGACUUCGAUAGGAUCAUCUACUACGCCAAUCAAAACAAGAUUCGUGAUUGAACUGGUUAGGAGUAGAAGAGGCGAAUCGGGGGGAUGGACGAUGUUUCAAUCGGUGAGUGUAAUCCGUAGAGCCCUUAUGAGAGAAGUGGGCUGAGUUAUAUUCGAUGUCAUCAUUCGCACAGCCGGAUGGGAUUUCUCUCCUCCCCGAAGAAUGA